Messenger RNA from Chenopodium quinoa (quinoa), 1744 nucleotides. Its product is annotated as protein DETOXIFICATION 14-like. Gene Ontology annotation, biological process: xenobiotic detoxification by transmembrane export across the plasma membrane. NCBI's taxonomy places the organism in Eukaryota, Viridiplantae, Streptophyta, Magnoliopsida, Caryophyllales, Amaranthaceae. The transcript has 7 exons. The record is from RefSeq and is a predicted model, not a curated record. Gene Ontology annotation, cellular component: membrane. Gene Ontology annotation, molecular function: xenobiotic transmembrane transporter activity; antiporter activity. The coding region runs from base 180 to 1664 and encodes 494 amino acids.
AAUAACUAAUAGGUUAUGUCACAGCCUCACAGGACCCAAGACCUCUCUAGUCAAACUACGAGUAUAAUACAGUAGAAUACGGAGUAAUUAAUUUAUACAAAAACAAAUGAAUUAAAGUUGGUAGUUGGUACGAUAUAAACCAACCUCAGCAUUCACAGUAAGACAGAGAAAACCAUAAAAUGGAAGAGGAGUUGUUAUUGAAGCAGGAAGAAGAAAAAGGAAAAGAAGAGAUAAUAAUAAAAAUAAAAGUAGGAUGGAAAGAAAUAUUACAAGAAAUAAAAAGAGUGAGUAAAGUAGCAGGUCCAAUGGUGGUUGUGAUGAUGUCACAGUACAUGAUUCAAGUCAUAACGUUGAUGAUGGUCGGUCAUCUCAGCCCGCUCUACCUCUCUAGCACUGCCCUUGCUGUUUCUCUUGCUGCUGUCACUGGCUUUAGCCUCUUGUUAGGAAUGGCGGGUGCAUUGGAGACAAUAAGUGGGCAAUCGUAUGGAGCGCAACAGUACAAGAAACUAGGAACUCAAACAUACACUGCCAUAUUCUCUCUCACUUUAUUCAGCAUCCCACUUUGUGUGCUAUGGAUCUAUAUGGGGGAUAUUCUCGUUUUCAUAGGCCAGGAUCCUGCAAUUUCGCGCGAAGCAGGCAAAUUUAUGACAUAUCUUGUGCCUACUCUUGUUUGUUAUGCUGUUUAUGAGCCCUUGGUUCGAUACUUCCAAUCCCAAAGUUUGGUCAUGCCUAUGUUUGUAAGUUCCUGUUGUACAGUAUUCCUGCAUAUACCCCUUUGUUGGGCUUUGGUGUACAAGUCCGGGCUAAAUAAUCUAGGAGGCGCUAUUGCAAUGGGUAUCUCAAAUUGGUUAAAUGCAACUUUGCUGGCAUUGUACAUGAUGUUCUCUCCCUCGUGUGCAGCUACUCGUUCUCCAAUCUCCGUGGAAAUGUUCCAUGGAAUUGGUGAGUUUUUCCGAUUUGCUAUUCCUUCUGCUGCAAUGGUUUGCUUAGAGUGGUGGUCAUUUGAGCUACUGAUCUUAUUGUCAGGAUUGCUUCCAAAUCCAGAACUUGAGACUUCUGUUCUCUCUGUGUGUGUGACAACAGUUUCAGCAUUGUUUGCCAUACCUUAUAGAAUCGCAGCAGCAGCAAGCACGCGAAUUGCUAAUGAACUUGGAGCAGGAAACCCACAGACAGCUCGUAUAGCAGCAUGUGGAGUUGUUGCAAUGGGGGUUGCAAAUGGUUUGAUUGUUAGCUCUGUCCUUUUUACUACUCGAAGAUUUUUCGGAUAUUGUUUCAGCAAUGAGAAGCAAGUUGUAGAUUAUGUCACCAAUAUUGCACCUUUAGUUUGUGUUAACAUUAUAUCUGACAGUAUGCAAGCAGUUCUUUCAGGUAUUAGUAGAGGGUGUGGCUGGCAACAUUUAGGGACGUACACAAAUCUUGCAGCAUACUACCUUGUUGGAAUUCCGAUUUCUGUAACAUUAGGCUUCUGGAUGCAAAUGAGAGGCAGGGGCCUUUGGAUUGGAGUCAUGGUUGGUGCUAUGACGCAGGCAGUCCUUUUGUCUGUUAUAACAAGUCGUACGAAAUGGGAAGAAGAGGCAAGGAAAGCAAGAAAGAGAGUAGUGGAAGAAACUUCAAGAGUUGGCAAUGGAGUAUAUGUUGAUGAGCAAAGGAGAUUAAUCAAUUAAUUUUGAGAAACCUUUGGUGAGACAGAGAGAGUGGUCUAUAAGACAUGAUAAUGGAUGAUAUAAUGGAUUCCUAAAACCAC